Molecule: messenger RNA, 722 nt
Organism: Danaus plexippus (monarch butterfly)
Lineage: Eukaryota; Metazoa; Arthropoda; Insecta; Lepidoptera; Nymphalidae
Gene: Tim10
Product: mitochondrial import inner membrane translocase subunit Tim10
Exons: 3
Coding region: 167-451 (94 amino acids)
Biological process (GO): protein insertion into mitochondrial inner membrane
Cellular component (GO): mitochondrial inner membrane
Source: RefSeq, a predicted model, not a curated record
GUCUAUCAUUGUUUGUCGUCGCGAAGAACUCUAUAAAUGGGCGUCGUAUUGAGAAUAUGAAAGCGCGUGAACGUAUGCGCAGAGCUAACGAAGGACAAUACGAGGACAUUUACAGGAAGCUUUGAAAGUUCGAGUUAAAGGUAUAUUUUCUUGAAAUUAGUUUAAGAUGGCCGUUCCAUUGCUCGACCCUGCCAAGUUGCAGCUCGUCCAGGAGUUGGAGAUAGAAAUGAUGUCCGAUAUGUACAACCGACUGGUUAGCGCCUGUCAUCGGAAAUGCAUCCCCGUUAAAUACCAUGAACCUGAAUUAGGUAAAGGAGAGUCAGUAUGUCUUGAUCGUUGCGUAGCCAAAUAUCUCGAUGUCCAUGAGCGUAUCGGGAAGAAGCUAUCCAACAUGUCUCAAGGGGAGGCCGAGGCUGAUUUGACCAAAAUCAACUUACAAGACAAGAAGUAGUUGAUAUAUGCAAACCAUAGACAACAAUUUUGUCAUACCAAAAAGGUUCCAUUGUUUUUGGACUUCUUUUUUCUUAUUUUGUUAAUUAAUAUUAAUACAGUAUCAAUAAAUAACAGCUGUUGUAUUACGGAAUUAUUGUUUCUGUUUUCUUAAUUUACAGAUACGAAAGUUUUUAUAAAACUCAGUGUCUAAUAACUUGCACAGAGAUGCAUUUCAGUACUUGUUUAUUAUAGUUGUAUAUUAGUUUGUAGAAAUAAAACUAUGAAACAUA